AUGGCCCAGGUCAGCAUCAACAGUGACCUUGGCGAGUGGGGCUUAAGCACAGACUCCGGGGAGCGUGCCCGUCUGCUGCAGAGUCCCUCUGUGGACAUAGCCCCCAAGAGUGAGGGGGAGGCCCCUCCUGGGGGUCUGGGCAGAGGCACCACUUCCACACUUGGAGCCAUCUUCAUCGUUGUCAACGCCUGCCUGGGCGCAGGGCUGCUCAACUUCCCAGCAGCCUUCAGCACUGCCGGGGGAGUGGCAGCUGGCAUCACGCUGCAGAUGGCCAUGCUGGUUUUCAUCAUCAGUGGCCUCGUCAUCCUGGCCUACUGCUCCCAGGCCAGCAAUGAGAGGACCUACCAGGAGGUGGUGUGGGCUGUGUGUGGCAAGCUGACAGGCGUGCUGUGUGAGGUGGCCAUUGCCACCUACACCUUCGGGACCUGCAUCGCCUUCCUCAUCAUCAUCGGGGACCAGCAGGACAAGAUUAUAGCUGUGAUGGCAAAGGAGCCUGAGGGGGCCGGCGGCAGCCCCUGGUACACAGACCGCAAGUUCACCAUCAGCCUCACUGCCUUCCUCUUCAUCCUGCCCCUUUCCAUCCCCAGGGAGAUCGGCUUCCAGAAAUAUGCCAGCUUCCUGAGCGUCGUGGGCACCUGGUAUGUCACUGCCAUCAUUAUCAUCAAAUACAUCUGGCCUGAUAAAGAGAUGACCCCAGCAGACAUCCUGAACAGGCCAGCUUCCUGGAUAGCCGUGUUCAAUGCCAUGCCCACCAUCUGCUUCGGAUUUCAGUGCCACGUGAGCAGUGUACCCGUCUUCAACAGCAUGCGGCAGCCUGAGGUGAAGACCUGGGGUGGGGUGGUGACAGCCGCCAUGGUCAUAGCCCUCGCUGUCUACAUGGGCACAGGCAUCUGUGGCUUCCUGACCUUUGGAGCUGCUGUGGACCCCGACGUGCUCCUGUCCUACCCGUCGGAGGACAUGGCUGUGGCCGUCGCCCGCGCCUUCAUCAUCCUGAGCGUGCUGACCUCCUACCCCAUCCUGCACUUCUGUGGGCGGGCGGUGGUCGAAGGCCUGUGGCUGCGCUACCAGGGGAUGCCGGUGGAGGAGGACGUGGGGCGGGAGCGGCGGCGGCGAGUACUGCAGACGCUGGUCUGGUUCCUGCUCACCCUGCUGCUGGCACUCUUCAUCCCUGACAUCGGCAAGGUCAUCUCGGUCAUUGGAGGCCUGGCCGCCUGCUUCAUCUUCGUCUUCCCAGGGCUGUGCCUCAUUCAAGCCAAACUCUCUGAGAUGGAGGAAGUCAAGCCAGCCAGCUGGUGGGCGAUGGUCAGUUACGGAGUCCUCUUGAUCACCCUGGGAGCCUUCAUCUUCGGCCAGACCACAGCCAACGCCAUUUUUGUGGAUCUCUUGGCAUAACCACUGCCUCCCAGGGAAUUCUUGGCCUUUGCUAUUGGGCCCUGGAACCCAUCUCAUAGAGCUUCAGGACCACCCUGAGUCCGGCAUCAUUCCCCUCUACUGGUGGGAUGACAUCUGGACAUCCUUUUCCAGGGACAGUUCUGGGGUGAAAUCAGGCCCCACACCCCUGGACAGCUCAAACCCAGCUCCCUUCCUGCCCCCGCAUCCUGGCAGUGCCAUGGAUGGUAGGAGAGGAGGUCUCGUGUCACAGAAGAACCUUCCCCCCUCUUCCACCUCUCAACUUCUCCAUGCCUGGAAGCCAUGGGUGAAGAGAGUCGGUAGGUCUUGGAAGGAACAACUCAGCCUGACUUCCCUCUGGAGAAAGAGUGUGGACCAAAGGCUGCCAUCCUCCACAGAGAAGCCUGCCCUGGGUAGGGGCUGUGCUCAUUACCCCGGGACUCAGUGCCUGCUCCAGUCUGUCGGCAGCCCAGCCAGCAGUGGCUUCCUCCGGCAAGUUCCAAAGGUAGCACUGAAGUCAUACAGGUGCGCCGAGGCAGGCAGACUGAUGCCUUGUCCACUGCCUCCUGGGCCUGCGGUGAGCCCGAGAGCCCUCUUGCCCGUGGCUGGUUGACAUUUCCCAAGCCUUUUGGGGCCUCACCCUGUCUUUUUACCCAGACCUGAUGGUCCAGGCGCCCCUCCGCUCCUCCAUCCCCAGACAUCACCAAGUCUAAUGUUUACAAACGGUGCCAGCCCAGCUCUGAGCCAGGGGCCAGGGGCCAGGGGCCGUCCCGUGCCACGGUGCUGUGAGUAGGCCUCCCUUAACUUUCCCCAAGGCGGGGAGUGUGCUUUUCUCUCUCAGAUUCCUGAUGGGUCCCUCUUUUCAGAGGCACAAGGGUGGGUGAGGGAGCAUGCUGGGGACCCCACACAGGCUGGGCUGGUGAGGAUCAAGGUGAACCUGUCUGGCAUCUUCACUUUGAAUGGCUGCUUCUCUUCUCCCUGCCCUGCACGUCUCCCCCUUCCCUGCCAACCCAGCCUGGUACCCUGGAGACAAGAAAGGCAGCUGAGUGGCCACUGACAGGGCAACAUCUGAGUGUAGUCACGCCAGCCUAAAAGUUUCCCUUCCGGUCUGGAUCUUGUCUGCUCCUGACCCCAUCACCUCUUCACCACCACCCCAUUUUUCUAUGUAGCUCAGUCUCUCCUGUUCACAUAAGUAUGGGGGUGGGGGCGGACCAAACCCUCUCUCGUCCACUUCCUCAGCUCCACACGUCUACCAGGCCUGGCCUCGGAGGCCUGUCGGUCACACUGAGGUCACGCCUACGUUGUGCCCCAGGGGGGGUGAGGAAGGAUAUUUUCCCCUUUCAUAUUUUGAACACCUUGGCCACUCACUUAGGCCAACCCUAGGCACCGUAUCAGGCCUCCUCUGCCUGGAACACCCAGCAUUUUCCCUGGCCCCUCGUGCCUAAAACCUCUGAAUGCAGUGGUGGGGUGAGAGGGGUCCCUGCCCUCAGGGCCGUGAGACAGAAGAAGCAGAGCCUGGUUGGGGCCAAAUAGGCUUCUGCUCAGACCCCCGGACUGGGUGACCUGCCUUUCCUCACAUUCCCUGGGGUCCAGACCCACGUGGCCAUUUUCUCAGUCUGCUGCACAGCACCAGGCCCUGCCAGUGCCCACCCCGGAUACAGUUAGGAGGACGGCCCAUCAUCAGCAGGGCUGCACUGCCUCCUAAUGUUGGAUUUCAGUGAGGGGUGGGGGGAUGUAAGGGGAAAAUGAGCUGGAAUCUGGCCUAACCUCAGGAGCACCUUCCCCUGCCCUCUCUGCCAGGGCAUUUUACUGUUUCUUUUCUACUUGUGCACAUUCAGACCAGGGAGGAUGGUUAAUAAAAAGGGACUUGUGAUGCUGA
Molecule: messenger RNA, 3268 nt
Organism: Balaenoptera acutorostrata (minke whale)
Lineage: Eukaryota; Metazoa; Chordata; Mammalia; Artiodactyla; Balaenopteridae
Gene: SLC38A7
Product: solute carrier family 38 member 7
Exons: 10
Coding region: 1-1392 (463 amino acids)
Biological process (GO): amino acid transmembrane transport
Molecular function (GO): L-methionine transmembrane transporter activity; L-asparagine transmembrane transporter activity; L-leucine transmembrane transporter activity
Source: RefSeq, a predicted model, not a curated record